Messenger RNA from Varroa destructor (honeybee mite), 1052 nucleotides. Its product is annotated as transcription termination factor 4, mitochondrial. Gene Ontology annotation, molecular function: double-stranded DNA binding. The record is from RefSeq and is a predicted model, not a curated record. Gene Ontology annotation, biological process: regulation of DNA-templated transcription. NCBI's taxonomy places the organism in Eukaryota, Metazoa, Arthropoda, Arachnida, Mesostigmata, Varroidae.
UUAUUUUGUCUUAUUGUUACUUUACCCUUCGGUGUGCAAAAUUUUUUGCGUCUCGAAGAUAGAUAUUAAAAAUAAUUCUUUUGUGACUGUAUCUACACUAUGCACUAUGAUUGCGUAAAAUGAUGAGCUAGUAAGUAAAGGCUACUGAAAAAUUCGUCAGAUCUAAGUGAUCUUCUCCGAGCUGUUUCUGGACUGAAAGUGAUGGGAACUCCAGCAACUCAAGCAACGCGGACGGCUGCUUUUCUCUUGACCCAGUUCGGACUGAACGCCGAGCGGGUAUUUGUGAAGGCUCCCCGGAUCGCAGAGGUACCAAAUCUUGCAGGACAAUUGCAGUUCUGGACGCUGAAUGUUAGGCUUACUGCAAUAGAAAACUUCCCUGAACUUCUCUACCUUCGACCCGAUGUAUACACCGAGUUCUAUAACAGUUUCGUCAAAGCGUUUGGUGUGAAGGAUCUUCCGCAUCUAUUGGGCAACUGCCCGCAGGUGCUAUUGCACGAAUGGCCAGACCUUCAGAAGAAAAUCGAAUAUGCAGUGAACACUAUUCAAACUUCUCACAAACAGAUCGUUCAUUCUAAGUAUUUAUUGUACCCUUUUGUACAUAUCAAAACUCGAUUUGAGCUAGUUUUGAGAACUGGCGUGUAUGUAAAGCCUAAUCGAAAGGACAGAAAAAAAGCGUACGUGAUGCCCCUGCAUAAAAUCGUCGAAUCUCCAUUGGCGUAUAUUCUCAAAAGGACAAGGUUAAGCCAAAGGGAAUAUGAAACCUUCAAAAAAAUCAUUCGGGAGGAACUAGAACAAGAAGAGGACGAAACAAAUCUGCGGGAGGAGCGUAAACGCUGGGGAUAUGACCAGGACGAUUACGACGCCGACGAGAUAAUCGCAAAAGAGAAAACUGAAGGAAGAAAACCUACGCGGUAAUCAAAAUAGUAAAUUAGAUACUUCUGAUAAUAAUGAUAAUAAUAGGAAUUACGCGGUACAUAACCAACAAAGGACUUAAAUAUAUUUCUGGUUGUAUUGUAUUUAUUUGAAAUAAAGUCUUUCAUUUACUAUUUGCU